GCGCGCGCCUUCGACUACUGUCGUCGCCCUUACAAUAGUACACUAUUUUUACAUCGUUACCAUUUUUUAAAAUUUUUAUUAUUUUCUAUAUGAAUACUAUUAUUUUUUGAAGUAAAAAUCAAAUUUUAAAAAAAAUUUUUUUGUGCAGUAAAAUUUGUAAGGAUUUUUUCUACAUACAACAGGUAUAAAUUGCAAGACAAUUCGUGAUCUCAAUUCGAUCAAACUGUCAUGAAAUUAUAAUAUCAUAUAAAUCUUGAGCAAAUUAAAUAAGCGGUACUUUUAAAUAUGAGGAAAUGUUUUUAUCAAAAAUCAACGGGAUAUCAAUGAACGUCUUUGUAUUAAGAACCCCCAAUGAUUUUUAUUUGCUACAGAGUUUUGUCCAUUAUCACAACCAGACCUCCUAAUGUGACUUAAAUAAAACUCGAUAUUACCAUUAGUAAUUCUGUUCGCAGAUCAGAGUGGCAUGCGACUAGUAAACGUGGAACGGGCGUGUCUCUUGCUGACAACGAUUCACGUUUUGGUCAACGAGAUUGUUGAUGCAAAGACCUUCACCCUUGGCUACAUCACCGGUUCCAAGAGACGGCCAAACGAAUUUGAGUAUCAGAGACCUGGUACUCGUAUCUCUGGUGCUAUCACUCUUGCUGUUGAAGAGGUUAACGCUGGUGAACUGGGUAAACGCGGACAUAAACUUGAGUUCUUGGUUGCUGAAACUUAUGGGGAAGAAGAGACAAGCAUUUUGAUGACCGCUGAACUUUGGAAGAAAAAUAUUAGUGCUUAUAUUGGUCCACAAGAAACUUGUAUUCAUGAAGGCAGAAUGGCGGCUGCUUUCAAUCUUCCAAUGAUUUCAUAUUUUUGUACUCAUCAAGAAACGUCAAAUAAAAUCGAAUUUCCAACAUUCGCUCGAACUCGACCGCCAGACACCCAAAUAUCAAAAUCCGUUGUUUCAGUUUUGUUAGCAUUCAAUUGGACGAAAGUUACGUUUAUGUACAUGAACUCAAGUUUAUUUGAGUUCAACAAUAAAAUGUCAAGCGUCGCAAUGACGAUUCUCAAUUCAUUUGAGUCGUCUGGAAUUUCAGUAAAUUAUCUCCGUUGCUGGAAGGAACCUUACCACGUCACUCACAUGAACAAUCCAUUUCAUGAGCUCGUUGCCUCAACUUACCGCGAAACGCGAAUAUACGUUAUACUUGGCAACUAUUAUGAACACAUGGGUCUCUUGAUGGCAUUAAACGACAAGAAAUUGCUUGAAAAUGGCGACUAUUGGGUAGUUGGUGUCGACACAGAGCAGUACGAUGAGAAACAACCUGACAAAUAUCUUCGUGGUUUAUGGCAAAAGCAGACAGAUCUUUCACUUCUUCGUGCUUACAAAAGUUACUUUAGUAUCGUAGCUUCGGCUCCAGUUAACUUUGACAACUUUACUAGAUUAAUUCAUCAGUACCGACAAAAGCCACCAUUCAAGUUUAGUAAUCCUCUAGCAAAUGUCGGCGGAAUAGUUCAGAUAGUACCAGAGACAGCUUAUCUAUACGACGCAGUUCAUCUGUAUGAAAGAUCUCUUUUAGCUGCCUUGAAUGAGGGUCGUGAUCCUCGAGACGGUCGAAAGAUGGUUGAAACUCUCCACGGAGUUCAUUAUCACAGCGCUAUGGGAUAUAUGGUUUAUAUGGAUAAAAAUGGCGAUGCUGAAGGAAAUUAUACAUUAAUUUCUUUAGACAAUCGUUCAGAUACUGGACAUGGUCUUUAUCCAAUAGGUUAUUUUAUUGGCAAAGAAGAAAUAACAAGUUUACCUAAAUUGAGACUGACAAGAGAAAUUAUGUGGCAAGGUAAUGGACCGCCUUUGGCUGAACCUUUCUGUGGUUAUCAUGAUGAAAAGUGUAAUGCUCAUACUGGGGAAAUAAUUGGCGGGAUUGCUGGGGGAUUACUUCUUAUUUUUAUUUCUAUUUCAUUGAUACUUUAUCGUAAUUGGAGAUAUGAACAAGAAUUAGAUUCACUUUUAUGGAAAGUUAAUUACAAAGAUAUUCAAAUUCGUGAAACAAAAGAUGAAAGUAUUAAUUGUGAAUCAAAAUCAAAUACUAAACCUGUAGUGAGAACUAGUCAAGUAUCUCUCAGUUCAAAUCCUGACGCUGAUUUCCGUUACUCGAUGAUUUAUACCCAGAUUGGAUAUUACAAGGGUAGAAUGUUUGCAAUUAAAAAAGUCCGUAAAAAAUCAAUUGAAAUUACGAGAGAAAUGAAAAAAGAAUUAAAAAUAAUGCGUGAUUUAAGGCAUGAUAAUUUAAAUGCUUUCAUUGGAGCUUGUACCGACCCACCGAACAUUUGUAUUGUAGUGGAAUAUUGCGCGAGAGGAAGUUUAAAAGAUAUAUUGGAAAAUGAGGACAUGAAAUUGGAUAAUAUGUUCAUGGCUUCUUUGGUCGGAGAUAUAAUUCAAGGCAUGGUAUAUCUUCAUGACUCUGUUCUUAAAUAUCACGGUAAUUUAAGUACAUCAAAUUGUCUUGUUGAUUCACGUUGGGUAGUCAAACUUGCAGAUUUUGGUCUAAGAGAAUUUAAAAAAGAUGCCGAGUGUGAUCCUGAAGAUGUUAUGAAAAAAUAUCAAGGAUUAUUGUAUAGAGCACCAGAAUUAUUGAGGUCAACAGUAAUAGAAGAGCCUACAGUUCGCGAUUAUCAAAAAGCAGAUGUAUAUUCAUUUGCAAUUGUCCUCUAUGAACUUCAUGGUCGCCAUGGACCCUUUGGUAUCACAGAAUUGACGGCGCCCGAAAUUUUAAAACGAAUAAUAGUAAGAGAAAUGAGUUUGCCACCCUUUCGACCCUCAGUCGAUCAACUAGAGAAUUGCUUUGACUUCGUACGCGACUGCUUGAUCGAAUGCUGGGCGGAAGAUCCCGAGAGUCGUCCUGAUUUUAAAAUAAUACGUAACAAAUUACGGCCAUUGAGAAAAGGAAUGAAGCCAAAUAUUUUUGACAACAUGAUGGCAAUGAUGGAAAAAUAUGCGAAUAAUUUAGAAGCUCUUGUUGAUGAGCGGACAGAUCAAUUGACUGAAGAAAAGAAAAAAACCGAUGCGCUAUUGUAUGAAAUGUUACCGCGUUAUGUUGCUGAACAAUUAAAACGCGGCCAUAAAGUCGAAGCUGAAGGAUUUGAUUGUGUAACUAUUUAUUUUAGCGAUAUAGUUGGUUUCACAGCCAUGUCUGCUGAAAGUACUCCAUUACAAGUUGUUGAUUUUCUUAAUGAUCUUUAUACAUGUUUUGAUUCCACGAUUGAAAAUUAUGAUGUUUAUAAAGUUGAGACUAUCGGUGAUGCUUACAUGGUGGUCAGCGGACUACCCAUUAGAAAUGGUAUCCAGCACGCUGGAGAAAUAGCCAGUAUGUCAUUAUGUCUUUUAGAUGCAAUAAAACAAUUCAGUAUUCGUCAUCGACCAUUAGAAAAACUUCAACUGCGAAUAGGGAUCCAUUCUGGACCAGUUUGUGCCGGCGUUGUGGGUUUAAAAAUGCCACGGUAUUGUCUUUUUGGUGAUACCGUUAAUACUGCCAGUCGUAUGGAAUCAACUGGUACUGCUUUAAAAAUUCAUUGUAGUCAAGAGACUAAAAAAUUACUAGAUAAAUUAGGAGGUUUCAAUUUAAUCGAACGCGGCAUAAUUUCAAUGAAAGGAAAAGGAGAGCGUUUGACCUACUGGUUAAUAGGUGAAGAUCCAAUCCAACGUGCAGAACGUACGAGUGACAGAUUGGAACGUAAAAAUGGCAUUGGAGGAAAAAACAAGAUAAUUCAUGAUCUUUUGGUACCAAAAAGUUCAUUGAAAAAUAAAUCAUUAACCCGAACAACUUUCUUAAGAUGUUCAAGUGAAUCACCAAAGCGUCUUAGAUUCGCAAGUUCUGAUCAGUUGAAUAAUAAAUUACCGAUCAAUACCAAUGAGUUGGAGUGUAUUGUUGACAGUAGUCCUUGCAAAGGUAAAGGACUUUGUUCGAUUCGAUCAAACUGCAUGGAAAGUUCGAGAUCUUCAAGUAAUUCUUGUCCGUGUGUCGAAAAAUUAUGUGAUUCAGAGGAUCAAAAGAAAAAUAAUAAUAUUUCUAUUAGUAGUAAUGAUGAACAGUAUUUCAAAAGGGCAUUGUAUUUUGGCAAUAAUCGCAUUUUAUUAGACAGUAAUUGCCGCUCGGCUCCCAGUAGUCCCAAACACAGUUCAAUGAUUUUAAAUUCACAAAAAAGAAGUGCACAAUCUAAUGAAGAAAUGGAUGGAUGUGAUGCUACGCCACUAAUUAGAUCUGCGACAUUUGUUGAAUGACAUUCGAUUGUUGUUUGUUUGAAUUUUAAAAAAAAACCGCCGGAAUUUUUUUUAUAGAAAUUUACUUAAAUUUUAAUUUGUAACAUUUUAACCAUCAAUUAAUUGAUAGUUUAAUUAUUUGUAGAUAGUUAGCUGUCUAAACUUUGAUUUAAAAAAUUUAUUAUUGAAAACAAACGAAAUUUGUCAAAUUAAUUAGGUCUCUAGGGUGGGCAAUAAUAACCGAAUUUUUGAAUUGCACAACUUUAUUGCGAAGCCAAUUCUCGGUCCUAAAUGAUUUACUCAUGUAAAAAUCAUGUUUUAUUUUCACUUAUUCAAAUAUUCUCAAUUAGAACGAUUUGAGAGAUAAUUUAUUAAUUAAUAAAAUCAACAUAAUUUUGAGUCAUUUUUUUUAAAAAUAAUGAUUGGAAAAAAAAAUUUUGAAAAAAUUUGUGAUGUCCGUUAUCAGUAUGUACGGAUAUUUGUAAAAACGUUAACUGCAAAAAUAUACAAGCGAUUGAUUUCUUUUUUUACACUUGAAUUCCUAAAUAGAAGAACCAUUUUGAAAAUUACGAUCAAAAUUCUUUUGGAUUAAUUAUAAUUAUUAAAAAAUUGAACUUGACAAUUCAUGAAAAAAUUUUACUGUCAUUUUUAAUAUCAUUAUUGUUAUGAUUAUUAUUUUUUUAAAGGUAUAUAUUACUAGGCCUUGGGUAGUCCCAUAUCCGGCCAACAGUCAAAUUCAAAUUCAAAUUCAAUUUUUAAUUUUGAAACCAAAUCAAAUUCAAAGGUCGGUGAUUGAAUGAAUAUUAGGCCCGAAAAAUCUGACACCUUGUGUCUGAAAAAUUCUUUUGGCUUUCACUAGAAUUCGAACCCACGCCUGUCCAGUGAUUUAUUUUUAAAUGUGUUUUUGCACAUAAGAAAGCUAUCUAUUGAUCACUUUUUGAAUUAGCAAGUGAGUUGUGCACAUUUAGAUUUUCCAACUUUUUUAUUUUUCAAUUACGUCUUGAAAACGUCACUCGAAUAAUGAAAAUCUUACAAAAAUGUCUUAUACAUUUCUUCGAAAGUUACGAAAAUUGCUGUAAUAACAAUUGAUUAAUAAGUUGAAGGAAAAAUCAAAUUCAAAAAUUUAGUUAGUGCGGCCCAGCCUUAAAUAGAAAUAAAGUCACUGCCAAAACUUUGUUGUGUGAGCCAAGUUUAUAAGUAUUAAAAGGUGAUUUUAAAACACCUUAAUUGUUAGCUUAGACAAUCAAGAAGGCUCGUGCUUUUUAUUCUUUUUACUCAUUAUUUAUAUUCUAUAUAUACAGCCCAAACUCGUUAUAAGUAAACCCAUUAAAAGCAACUGUCCCUGUCGCACUUCUUGAUAUUUUUCUUUGAAACUCCCCGCUCUUUCGGUCGCUCAAAUUUCAAAUCUCGACGUUCAUUAUAAGUAUCACUCAUAUUUUGUUAAACGAAAUUUUUUAAAAUAACAAUUUUUUGUUCAAAAUUAAUCACUUAUUUUUUGAAUUUUUGAUACAAUUUCAGUCGUUGCUUAUAACGAGCGACAUUCAACGAUUUAUACACAUAACGAACGCAUGUGGAACUCACACCGAGAACUAAGAUGAGGGGAAGCCCAAAUCUCAGACUUUUCUGAGAAUUUUUCCCCCUACAACCCUCGAUAAUCGCUAAUAACGAGCGUGGGCUGUAUAUAGUCAUAUAUUUAAUUGAGUAAAUUAAAUAUUCUCAGAAAAAAAGUGAUUUAGAUCAAUGAAGAUCUAAAUGAUUUUUUUCCGGGUUUAUUAAUCAAGUGUUGUCUAGUCAAUAAACACUUAAGUUAAAUAAUAAAAUAACUAAGAUUAUAAAAUAUAAAAUAAAUAUAUACUUAAUAAUUAUUCUAAAAAAAAAGUACUUACAGUGAUCAAUAAUUAUCAAUAAUAAAAUUUUUUGGUAAAGAACAGUCUGAGAAUUUAUUAUUUGUAAAAUUAUAUACUUAAUAAAAUUUAAUUAUAGUUUAAUUUUAUUAUUAAAGGGGAAACUGGUGUGAUCAUCUGAAAAAAAGAUUUUUGGGAAUUUUUUUAAAGAAAACUACUGCAUGGAAUGUUUUAAUGUUUGAAGGGUAUAUUUGUGGAUAUAUAAUGAAUGCAAGAUAAAAUUUUUGGACCAAAAAAUUCAAAAUUCAGCGAGUUAUUCACAAUCUCCCAAGGCUCCAAAAAAAAGGUCUCCAUUGCUGCAGUGAUAGCGACUUUUACAGUGUAUGAAAUCAAAAAACCAAAAAGUUUAUUAAACUAGAAGGUAUUUUACGUAGCAUGACCCUCGGGCUAAGAAAAAAAUUUAAAUUUAACAAAAUGGCGGAGUUUAAAAAAAAAAAUUUCAAAUUUCGCGCGAAAAUUUGAUGAUUUUUGGUCUGGCAAAAUUACAUUUUUGAUUCGAUCGGAAAACUGGAGGUUCAUGGUACGUAGAAAGAUUUAUAAAAGAAGCUGCAAUUCGAAUAAAAUCGAUCGCUUGAUUUGUCUUCGAGUUAUAGCUGCAGCAAUUUUGAAAAAUGUAUUUUUGAGAACCAAUAAGCAGCUGCUCUUCAGAUGGCUGUGACUCAAAAAAACUAUUCGAGAUAUAGACUUUAAAUUUUAAUAUGUUAUUUUUGAAGCCAUAGACUAUUGAAAUAUGUAAAAAAAAAAAAUUUAUUUUUUCAAAAUUUCACACUAGUGGCCCCCCUCAAAAUUUAUUGAAAUUUUUUUUUAAU
Molecule: messenger RNA, 6947 nt
Organism: Microplitis demolitor
Lineage: Eukaryota; Metazoa; Arthropoda; Insecta; Hymenoptera; Braconidae
Product: guanylate cyclase 32E
Exons: 18
Coding region: 464-4255 (1263 amino acids)
Biological process (GO): intracellular signal transduction; receptor guanylyl cyclase signaling pathway; protein phosphorylation
Molecular function (GO): protein kinase activity; guanylate cyclase activity; peptide receptor activity
Source: RefSeq, a predicted model, not a curated record